This is a messenger RNA of Paraglomus brasilianum, 560 nucleotides long. NCBI's taxonomy places the organism in Eukaryota, Fungi, Glomeromycota, Glomeromycetes, Paraglomerales, Paraglomeraceae. The record is from the annotation of a GenBank genome assembly.
GAAAUGUGAAAAUGCUGCAGGACAUUGCAAAACUUUAUGCUGACCAGAGCAGUUGUGUCAUUGUGUUUGUUAGUAAACAAUCAUCAUGGUCAUGUGCUGAUCCAGAACCCUUUGUUAUUGGAGAUCUAACUAAUAAAGAGGCAUUCACCUACCUCCAUGAAAAACUUGGCAUUGAGGAAGAGGUCACCAAUCAACUCAUCCAACUUGUAGGUGGCCAGAUUCGUGAUCUCAAGGCAUAUGGUGAUAAGAUAAAACAAGGUGUGACAUUUGAAGUGGUUCGUAAAAUUGCACUCAGUGCUGUCAGUCACAACUUUCACCAGGCUCGAAUGAUGAAGGGCCAAAGAAAUCAUGUCAUUGGCAAGCUCAUCAUCCAGGAGUUGAUGAAAAAUGAAAAAAUCCAUUUUGAUGCAUUCAUUGAGUUUGUUAACAAUGAACAAAUAGCUGAUGAACUGUUACAGGCCAAUGUUUUCUCAUAUAACCCAGAAAGUGGGGUUGUCACCUUCCAGUCUCAUGCAACAGAAGUUUUUGUGAGAGAGAGACCAGAAUUUUCAUUGAGUUAG